Mastomys coucha (southern multimammate mouse) is the source of this 1522-nucleotide messenger RNA. It is a transcript of the gene Igfbp1, whose product is annotated as insulin like growth factor binding protein 1. NCBI's taxonomy places the organism in Eukaryota, Metazoa, Chordata, Mammalia, Rodentia, Muridae. Gene Ontology annotation, biological process: regulation of insulin-like growth factor receptor signaling pathway. Gene Ontology annotation, cellular component: extracellular region. The transcript has 4 exons. The coding region runs from base 174 to 992 and encodes 272 amino acids. The record is from RefSeq and is a predicted model, not a curated record. Gene Ontology annotation, molecular function: insulin-like growth factor I binding; insulin-like growth factor II binding.
AUCGUCCACUGCCCGCCGAGACACACAGCCAGCGAGCAUUGAACACUGCACACGGCCAUCUGCCCCGAGAGCAGUGACCACCAUUGCCACUACUAUCUACUCAGAAAGUUGUGACCACUGAGCCGCUGCUGCCUGCCCAGAGUCUUAUCAACAGCCUGCUGAACCUGGUUGCGAUGCCUGAGUUCCUAACUGUUGUCUCUUGGCCGUUCCUGAUUCUCCUGUCCUUCCAGAUUGGCGUGGCCGCUGGAGCCCCCCAGCCAUGGCACUGUGCUCCCUGCACUGCAGAGAGGCUGGGGCUCUGCCCACCCGUGCCUGCUUCGUGUCCCGAGAUCUCUCGGCCUGCAGGCUGUGGCUGCUGCCCGACAUGUGCCUUGCCACUGGGUGCUGCUUGCGGUGUGGCCACUGCACGCUGCGCCCAGGGACUCAGCUGCCGUGCGUUGCCAGGAGAGCCUCGUCCCCUGCAUGCCCUCACCCGUGGUCAGGGAGCCUGUGUACCAGAACCUGCAGCACCCGCCACGAGCACCUUGUCCAGCUCUCAACGUGAAGAGGCAAAGGCUGCUGCAGCCUCUGAGGAUGAGCUUACUGAGAGCCCAGAGAUGACAGAGGAGCAGCUAUUGGACAGCUUCCACCUGAUGGCCCCAUCCCGUGAGGACCAGCCCAUUCUGUGGAACGCCAUUAGCACCUACAGCAGCAUGCGGGCCCGAGAGAUUGCUGACCUCAAGAAAUGGAAGGAGCCUUGCCAACGGGAACUCUACAAAGUGCUGGAGAGAUUAGCUGCAGCUCAACAGAAAGCGGGAGAUGAAAUCUACAAAUUUUACCUGCCAAACUGCAACAGGAAUGGAUUUUAUCACAGCAAACAGUGUGAGACAUCCCUGGAUGGAGAAGCUGGGCUCUGCUGGUGUGUCUACCCAUGGAGUGGAAAGAAAAUCCCUGGGUCUCUGGAGACCAGAGGGGACCCCAACUGCCACCAGUAUUUUAAUGUACAAAACUGAAAGGAGUCAUUUUCUUUCUCCGUGUUCACACAAAAUAUUUAAGUAUAUAGUAUAUUUAUACUCUGGAGCACACCAUUUUAUAUAUGUGUAUAUGUAUAUAUCCAGGAACUAGUUUUUAUACUCCACAUACUGCUUGAUAUAUGAAACCGGUUUGUAUUUAUUCACUCUAAGUUUAUUUUUUCUACACAGUUCUAGUGCUAUAUUAAUUUAUAUACCAUGAAGCUCUUCUGUACAUAUGAAUACCAUAUCUCAGGUCUUCCAAAGUUCUGCUUUGACAGGGCAGAGGGAUACUGCCCAGAACAUGCACAAGCCAGUCUGAGGUAGGGAGCUUUCAGUGGGCUAGGGGAAGGGAAGUUAGCCCACGCUCAGGGAGAUUUCCUCAGCCUACCUCACAGAUCUGUGUCUGAUGCACAUUUUCUGGGAAAGUUCCGACGCUGAUUGUGUAAUCAAAGCUGAAUGUGGAAAGCUGCAUCCGAUACAUUGUUAAACACACAUCUGGAAUAAAUAUUCUACCUGGAAAUACUAUGGAA